Python bivittatus (Burmese python) is the source of this 753-nucleotide messenger RNA. NCBI's taxonomy places the organism in Eukaryota, Metazoa, Chordata, Lepidosauria, Squamata, Pythonidae. The record is from RefSeq and is a predicted model, not a curated record.
AUGGCUAUGGUUUGUGUUUUAAAUCUAACACUACUGUUUUUCUUUAUAGAAGGGCAGUUAAGACAUAUAAAAACUGGAGAGCCAUUUGUUUUUAACUACCGAGAAGAUUUGCAUAGAUGGAACCAAAAGCGCUAUGAAGCUCUUGGAGAGAUCAUCACUAGAUAUGUAUAUGAAUUAUUGGAAGAAGAGUGCCAUUUGAAAAAAGUAUAUGUCCCAGUAGAUGCAGAAGAGACUGAACCUAGGAGUUUUAUCUUUAUGAGUGAGGAUGCAAUGACAAAUCCUGACAAACUGAUGAUUUUAAUUCAAGGCAGUGGUGUUGUCAGAGCAGGACAGUGGGCAAGAAGACUUAUUAUAAAUGAAGAUCUGGACAGUGGCACUCAGAUUCCUUAUAUUAAAAGAGCUAUACAGGAAGGCUAUGGAGUAAUAGUACUGAAUCCGAAUGAGAACUAUAUUGAGGUUGAAAAGACAAAAGCUCAAGUACAGCUGCCUCCAGAUAGCUCAGAUGAACCUGCAGAAAAAAGAGAGAGAAAAGAUAAAAUUCCAAAAGAUACAAAGAAGCGACGAGACUUUUAUGAGAAGUACCGAAAUCCACAAAAAGAAAAGGAAACAAUGCAAGUAUAUAUUAGAGUAAAUGGUCUCCUGAAGCACAUGGUUCCCACAACUAACAAUUCAUUGCAGUUUACAUGUUGGAUAUGCUUGAGAAAAGACCCUACCAUAUACAAUAAACAUGCAGAGCAAGUUGGAAUUCUACAU